CUCAUUUACCCACUUAUUUCAUCCCCCCCCCCCCUCCUUUCGAGCUCAGAUACAGACUUCUUCUCUCCUCCGCUCGACUCGCCGCCGCGGAUCCCUCGGAUCGAGCUUCUUUUUUCUCGUCCGCGCGACGUCCUCUCCUUUCCUUUUCUUCUCUUGACUCCACACAUCAAAUCGCCAUCAUGACUCCCCGAACCAGAAGACAAAAAGCCGCCGCCGAGCUCGAGGCUACCGACCCCUCGCCCGCUGUUAAUGGCACGCUCCGCGAGGAGCCGAAGGUGCCUGCCGAGGAGGUCCAGGAGAAUGUGUUUCUGUUUGUGCCGAAUUUGAUUGGAUACGCGCGCGUGGUCUUGACGAUGGCCUCGCUCUACUACAUGCCCCUGCACCCCCGGACGUGCUCCCUCCUCUACAGCGUGUCGUGCCUGCUGGACGCCCUGGACGGAUACGCGGCGCGCUACUACAACCAGUCCACGACGUUUGGCGCGGUGCUGGACAUGGUCACAGAUCGCUGCACGACCGCGUGUCUGCUGGUGUUCCUGAGCUCGGCGUGGCCGCGCUGGGCCAUCAUCUUCCAGAGCCUGAUCGCUCUGGACAUGGCCAGCCACUACAUGCACAUGUACGCGACGCUGAGCAUGGGUGGGUCCAGCCAGAGCCACAAGAAGGUGGAGGCGAGCCGGAGCUGGGUGUUGUAUCAGUAUUAUCACAGCCGGACCGUCCUGUUCAUCUGCUGCGCCCUGAAUGAGCUCUUCUUCAUCGGCCUGUACCUCCUGUCGUUCUCCUCGCCCAUCCUCUCGCCCUCCCUCCUGCAGCCCGCGUCGGACGCCAGCCCGUGGAGCGCGGGCGCGCUGGAGCAGGCGCGCGCCAACAAGAUCGACAGCUUCUGGCCGUGGGUGAUUACGGGCAUCUCAUUCCCGGUGAUGGCGCUGAAGCAGUUCAUCAACGUGGUGCAGCUGGUCAAGGCGAGCAAGUGGCUGGUGGAGGGCGACCUGGCCGCGCGGAACGCCCUGCGCCGGGGAAGAACUAGCUGCAUUGAGUAGGGUUCAGUCAUGGCCCAUGUUAUAAUGCCCCUGUUAUAAAGCCCACGGGCUUAUUUGUCUGGGAUCGAGAUCGGCAACGGGCAGCGACGUUACUUCUUCUUCGGGUCGUUUCGAGAGAUGAUGAUUAGUAUUAGUAUUAGUAUAUGAGGGGCACGAUACGGCAGGUGUACAGCGAGUCUGGACCGACUGAUGAGGAGUCUGGAUGGGGAUGGAUCUUCUGUUCGUGUGAUUUAAUUGGCGGGUUAGCAUUUUAAUGGUCUGCUGCAGUAGAGAUAUCCAGUAGACUGUAGGCAAACGCAAUAACACAACCCGGGUAAAACAACACGCGGCUAACCGCGGGCAGUCUAGGGCCGGCCGCGGCGCCGGUGU
Aspergillus heteromorphus CBS 117.55 is the source of this 1403-nucleotide messenger RNA. RefSeq names its product CDP-diacylglycerol--inositol 3-phosphatidyltransferase. Gene Ontology annotation, biological process: phosphatidylinositol biosynthetic process. Gene Ontology annotation, cellular component: membrane; Golgi apparatus. The transcript has 3 exons. The record is from RefSeq and is a predicted model, not a curated record. NCBI's taxonomy places the organism in Eukaryota, Fungi, Ascomycota, Eurotiomycetes, Eurotiales, Aspergillaceae. Gene Ontology annotation, molecular function: CDP-diacylglycerol-inositol 3-phosphatidyltransferase activity. The coding region runs from base 180 to 1034 and encodes 284 amino acids.